CGUCCUGGACAGCCCCGGCAGGCUGGACGAGGAGCACCGGCUGAUUGCCAGAUACGCCGCCCGGCUGGCUGCUGAAGCUGGAAAUGCACCUCGCCCACCAACAGACCUGGGUUUCAGCUUUGAUGCCAAUAAACAGCAAAGACAGCUGAUAGCAGAGCUGGAGAACAAGAACAGAGAGAUACUCCAAGAAAUUCAGCGUCUCAGGCUGGAACAUGAACAAGCCUCUCAACCCACCCCUGAGAAAGCCCAGCAGAACCCAACUUUGUUGGCCGAACUCAGACUUCUACGACAGAGGAAGGAUGAACUGGAACAGAGGAUGUCUGCACUUCAAGAAAGCAGAAGAGAACUGAUGGUGCAGCUUGAAGGGCUGAUGAAACUGCUCAAAGGAACGUUGCACCAGCCCGGCCCUGUCCGCGGCUUCGCUUGA
Balearica regulorum gibbericeps (East African grey crowned-crane) is the source of this 427-nucleotide messenger RNA. Lineage: Eukaryota; Metazoa; Chordata; Aves; Gruiformes; Gruidae. The record is from RefSeq and is a predicted model, not a curated record.